AAUUAGAUUUGAACUGAGAAAAUUGAAUGUAUCGUUUAUAUUAGAUUUAUACUCUGUGACGAAACCUCGACAGUGAGGACGGGGGCUUGUCAGGCGUCACGCUGCUGUGUGCGUGGUGUUGUGACAGCGACCAGCUGUUUGCGCUUAAAUAACGUCGAUGAAACUCCAGCACGUCCAAUAGCAGCUGCCGGUCGGUGGGCGGUGAUAGUUGAAUAAGACUUCAAGCAUUCACAGGAUACUUGUACACAGACGCAGCCGCUCGCUGUUGCAGACAUUAACACUCCGCUUCCUGUGUCGCGCUGUUUGACUACAUUAGACAACAUGUCAGAGAUGGAAGGAGCUGGAGAGAAGAUGCAGAAGAAGCCGCUUCGCCUUAUAGCAGCAGUCUGCAACAACAUGGGCAUCGGGAAAGACGGCUCGAUGCCCUGGAAUUUACCAUCCGAAUUCCAGUACUUUCUCAACCACAUCACGGGAGUCUCGAGACCAGGAAAGAUGAACAUGUUGGUCUGGGGCAGACGGUGCUGGUUCUCACACCCAGAAUAUACUUUCCCUCUGGCCAACACUCUGCAUGCGGUGCUGAGCACGACGCUGGAGACGGUUCCAGAUCAUGCUCACUUUGUGUGUCCAGACUUAGACAGCGCUGUCCGCCUGGCUGCGCAGCCCCCCCUCGCUGGCCUGAUUGAGACCAUCUGGAUUAUUGGUGGGACGCAGGUCUACGAGGAGGCAAUGAAGCACCCGUGGUGUGACUUGGUUUACUUCACAGACAUCAUGGCAGAAUUUGACUGCGACGUUUUCUUCCCCGAGUUUGACAGAGGACUAUUUAAAGAGCAAGAAGGGUUUCCUGGUGUACCGAGUGGAAUUCAAGAGGAGAAUGGCAUUAAGUACAAAUACCAAGUAUUCAAGAAAGAGACAGAAAAUCAAUAGAUUGUUAAAAAUAAAGCGCGUAUAAUCACUCAUUCCUUUUAAAAGCUUUUAAGAUUGAUUGCAGUCUUGAUAUUUUAUGAAGCCAAAGUUUUGCUAAUACUCUUUCCUUGAACAUUCCAGUGUAAAUGUAACGUUUUUAUAAUCCAUGAAAAACUUGAAACGCCGACACUUUAACAGCAGUUCAGUUUAUAUUCACUCUUCUCCCAUCAAUGAUUGCUGCUGCUUUGUCUGACAUUAUGCUCUCUGUUCUAGUGUAAAAAACUGAAAAAAAAAUAAAUCCCCAGCCACCCUCUGCUGCUGUCAGUGUUAUCAGUGUUCCCAUCUCCUCGUCCUCCUCAGUUAUAUUGCAGCUGCACAGAGAAUAUGUUCGUCAGUGAGUCAGCGGCGUUCUGCGUCACACAGCAGAUCUGGUCCUUUCCAAGCCAACAUGACAGAUGCUAGUUUAGAAAGCAACGAGUGAAUUAUCCUCAGGGUUUGACUGGCUUGAUAAAUUGAAAGAUAAUGGAGAAAAUUGAAUUUGUUGUGGUUAAAAAUGGAAAUUGGAAAUUGUACUUAAGUACAAUUUUAAGGUAGGCCUACGCAUACCUUACUUUAGUAUUUCCAUUUUAUGUAACUUAAUACUUUAACUUCAUUCUGCUCCUCUACAUUUUGAGGCAAAUGUACUUUUUACUCCACUACAUUUAGCUAACAAUUUGCCUUUUCUUUUUUUAAAUAAACCAUAUAAAAGUAGGGUAACGCUUUAUAAUAAGGUCCUUAAUAACGAAUAAUUAACAAGUAAUAAGGCAUUGUUCUCGCUUUAUUUCCCGGUUUUUGCAAAAAGCAUAGUUAACUUAUAGUUAACUUAUAAUAGAUGAGCAAUAAAGUAUAUUUUAAUAUCAAUAAGCAAACAAAAUAAGAUUAAUAAAGGCAUGGCAAAGACAUAAUGGGUGGGUCAUGGGUGUUUGUAAUGCCAUUAUUAACACUUAUAUAAGCUUAUAAACACACAAUAAUGUUAAUAAGCACCUUGUAAGGACUUACAAGGGCCUUAUUACUUGUUAAUUAAUGGUUAUUACAAGGACCUUAAUAUAAAGCGUUAUCAAUGUAUUUAUUGAUAAAGGUUUCUACCAUGCUUUUGUGAAUGUAGGAGGUUUUUCAUAAAAAUAAAUCACAGGUCAUUUUUUUUGAUGGACAAACUGAAAUUUUGCAACAUUGUUUGCAUUUAACUGUGAAUGAAAUGAUUCUUACUCA
Centropristis striata (black sea bass) is the source of this 2151-nucleotide messenger RNA. RefSeq names its product zgc:153031. NCBI's taxonomy places the organism in Eukaryota, Metazoa, Chordata, Actinopteri, Perciformes, Serranidae. Gene Ontology annotation, cellular component: mitochondrion. The record is from RefSeq and is a predicted model, not a curated record. Gene Ontology annotation, molecular function: dihydrofolate reductase activity; NADP binding. The coding region runs from base 322 to 924 and encodes 200 amino acids. The transcript is spliced from 6 exons. Gene Ontology annotation, biological process: dihydrofolate metabolic process; tetrahydrofolate biosynthetic process; folic acid metabolic process.